Molecule: messenger RNA, 4567 nt
Organism: Triplophysa dalaica
Lineage: Eukaryota; Metazoa; Chordata; Actinopteri; Cypriniformes; Nemacheilidae
Gene: mctp1b
Product: multiple C2 domains, transmembrane 1b
Exons: 20
Coding region: 467-2965 (832 amino acids)
Biological process (GO): regulation of neurotransmitter secretion
Cellular component (GO): synaptic vesicle membrane
Molecular function (GO): calcium ion binding
Source: RefSeq, a predicted model, not a curated record
ACGCUUGUAGCUGUAACGUUAGUUAUUUUGUGUCUGUAGGGAGUUCUCAUGUAGGGAGUUAUGUUCCCAUAACAUCCCGCCAAAACAACCAAACACGUUCCCGUAGAGGCCCUCAAGCAGACCAUUAUAGUUUUCAUUAAAACCGGUUCAGUUCCUAUUACAACAAUCAGAUCCUGAUGCUUUCAGCAGUGAAAUCUAACAUCACGGGUUAACAGAUCGUGCGUGGUGGAGAUCAGCAGCCUAUCGUGUGUGUGACUGUGUCCUUUAUAAACCCACGACCGCUUGCAGAUGUGCACGAAAACUUAAUCGCAUCUCAUCGCGGUACUUCCGGAUGAAGCGCGUUUGUCACACGCGACAUGUUCAGCCGAGCGCACGAGCGUAAGUAAAUACCGUUUGCAUCGGUUUGCAUGUGUUUAACUUUACAACAGUCACACACACAACGGACCGGGUGACAGCAGCAGACGGUAUGGAGGAGAAACUGGACAUGGACGUCCACAAGUCCCGGAGCUUCAGGAAAUCCAUCCAUGCCAAACUCACAUCCAGCCCCAAACCGCGCAAGAAAGAGCGCAAGCAGGACAGCGGCUUUUGGAUCUUUAAAAAGAAGCGAACGAACGGUUUGGAGCGGGGAAUGUCUUCCUCACAGCCCAACCUGACGUCCGCGGUGGCGGCUGACGGCGAGAGGUCGCGCUCCCGCACGCCGGAGCAGAGUGCGUGCACAGCGGCCGCAGAGGCAGCAUCAUCAUCAUCGCUCGGCGCGGAGAUCCAGAGCCCCGCUUCCAAACCCACCAUAUCGCAUUUGGUGCACAAAACCGUCCACCAAGAGCCUGAACCGACCGAGGAUGCUGCCGAAGAUGUUCAAGAGGAUCAGACGGAAGAAACCGCGGACAUGAACAACACUCAACCGUCACUGCCGGCUUUGACAAUGUACCAGCUGGACAUUGUGUUGAAAAGAGGAAAUAAUCUGGCCAUCCGAGACCGAGGCGGAACAAGUGACCCAUAUGUGAAAUUCAAAAUAGGGGGUAAAGAAGUUUUCCGCAGCAAAACAAUCCACAAGAACCUGAACCCAGUGUGGGAUGAACGUGUUUGUCUGAUCGUAGACAAUUUACUAGAGCCUCUUUAUAUUAAGGUGUUUGAUUAUGAUUUUGGCCUGCAGGAUGAUUUUAUGGGCUCGGCACACCUGUACCUUGAUUCUCUGGAGCUCAACAGGACUCUUGAUGUGCGCUUGGAUCUUCAGGAUCCUCGCAGUCGUGAUCAAGAUCUGGGGUCUCUGGAGCUGGUGGUCUCUGUGUUCCCCAGAGGAGCGCUGGAUAAAGAAGUCCUCAAACUGACGCAACAGCAGAGUGUGGUCCUGUCGGAGAUGUACAGAAAGGCUCAGUUGUGGAGAGGUAUCGUCAGCAUCAGUCUCAUCGAGGGUCGUGACCUUGUCCCUAUGGAUCAGAACGGCCUGAGUGACCCUUACGUCAAAUUCAGACUCAACCAUCAGAAAUACAAGAGCAAAACCAUUCCAAAGACUCUGAACCCGCAGUGGAGGGAACAGUUUGAUCUUCAUCUGUUGGAUGAGGAGGGAGGUGUUCUGGAGAUCUCUGUAUGGGACAGAGACGUGGGCAGAAGAGACGACUUCAUCGGCCAGUGUCAGCUGGACCUGUCAAAGUUGAGUCGAGAGAAGACACACAAACUUGACAUUGAGUUAGAGGAGGAUAAAGGACGCCUGCUGCUGCUGGUCACUCUCACGGCCACCGCCGCCGUCUCCGUCUCUGACCUGUCUGUCAACCUGCUGGACAACCCCAAGGAACGCAGCAAGAUUCUUCAUAGAUAUAGUCUUACGAGGUCGUUCUUUAACCUGAAGGAUGUUGGAGUCGUGCAGGUGAAGAUCUUAAGGGCGGAGGGGCUGAUGGCCGCUGAUGUCACAGGAAAGAGUGAUCCGUUCUGUGUGGCAGAGUUGAGUAAUGACCGUCUGCAGACGCACACAGUUUACAAAACACUGAACCCAGAGUGGAAUAAAGUCUUCAUCUUCAACGUAAAAGACAUUCACGCCGUGCUGGAAUUCACCGUGUACGACGAGGAUCGAGACCGCAGCGCCGAUUUUCUGGGAAAAGUGGCCAUCCCUUUACUGAACAUCCGCAACGGCGAACAGAAGGCCUACGUCUUGAAAAACAAGGAGCUGACAGGGCCAACAAAAGGGCUCAUCUUUCUGGAGGCCGACGUCAUCUUCAACAGCGUGAAAGCCGGCCUGCGGACGUUCGUUCCGCCGGAGGAGAAGUUCUUCGAAGAGGAGUCCAAACUCUCCAAACAGUUGUUGCAGCAGAAUUUUAACCGUGUGAAGCGAUGUGUGCUCUUCCUCAUGAACGUGGGCUCUUACAUCAACAGCUGCUUUCAGUGGGAAUCUCCACGCAGGAGUUUAUGCGCUUUUCUGAUCUUUGUGACGGUGGUUUGGAACUUUGAGAUGUACAUGUUGCCGCUGUCUCUGUUGCUUCUCUUGACCUGGAAGUCCAUCGUGCUGGUGUCCGGGAAUGAACCUCGCGAGCGGAGCGUGCAAGCGAUGGAAGAUUUCCUUGAAGAUGUGGAUGAAGACGAUGAUAAAGAUGAGAAGGAGUCGGAGAAAAUGGGCUUCAUGGAGAGAUUCCACGCCGUUCAGGACGUGAUCAUCACGGUUCAGAACGCUCUGGAUGAAGUGGCCUGCAUCGGUGAAAGAAUUAAAAACACAUUUAACUGGACCGUGCCUUUUCUCAGCUGCUUGGCCAUCACAGUCCUCUGUGCGGCUGCUGUUCUUCUGUACUUCAUCCCGCUGCGGUACAUUGUGCUGGCCUGGGGCAUCAACAAAUUCACAAAGAAACUGCGAGACCCUUACCUCAUCGACAACAAUGAGCUGCUGGACUUUCUGUCUCGAGUUCCCUCUGAUGUUCAGAUGGUUCAGUACAGAGAACUGAAGACGGACUUCAGUCCGAGCCGGAGAAAAAAGAUCUGAUCCGUCCUGCACCGCCACUUUAAAUCCCCACGGCUUCCGACACGCCGCUCGUGUAAAACACACAGUGACUGUUUUAUAGUUGAUUUUAAAAGAGGUUUUUAUCUUUGUUAUUUAUGCAAAAUUGCAUACUACAAUAAGCCAAUGGUAUAGUAAUAUUUACUUGACAUAAAUGAACCGUUGCUCAUAUGAUGUAUUUUAUUUAUUAAAUUUUUAUGUUUCUGCACCUAUUUGUAAUUCUAACAGCCAUAACAGAUGUGACUCUUCUCGUCUGCUUCUAUUUGUGUGUUUUGAUUUCAGAAAUAUGCAAAAUUGAAAUCGAAUGUAAUUCUGGGCUACAGUUGUGUUUGAGCUCAGCUCCGACCACACUGGGGUCUCUUUAAAAACACCCCAAAUCCUAACAGUGUCUUUUGCACCUUUGAGAUGUUUUAAAUCAUCUCCUGAAUAUCUUCAAGCAUGCGUUUAAAAGAGAAACUGCAUGCCGUGCAUCUAAAUCCAAAUGCCUUAUUUGUGAACCAAAAUAAUAUGUACUGUAAAUACAGAUGAUUCACGAUGUUUGUUUGACCCGGGACCUCACAUGUCUUUCCUGAUUUAAUUUUAUGAUGAAUGAUAAAAACAGUGUUUUAUUCUAAUGUUUAUAUACUUCGAGAAUGCAUGUGUGUAACUGUUACGAGGAAUUAUUCUGCAGAGAAAUGAAAGGAUGUUUUGUAAUCUUGCAUCUCAGAAUAAUUUGGUUCUCGUAAGAUUGCGGCAGUCUUGACCUCUUGCCUUCGCAUGUCAAUAUAAAUCUGUGUUAUUUAUGUUUUACAAGAAACCAAAAAAUGUUGCUUGUUCUUGGUGUCUCUCACUUCAUUCUCUCACAUGUGGGCAGUGAACUUCAGAACGUUUGUCGACAUGAAGUUUUACAAUAUUAACAUGACGAGUGAAAUGGAUGUUUAAGAAGAGACACGAUGUAGAUUUUGUGAACAAUAAAAUAAUCAAGAGAUGACAUUUUCACGAAAGAAUAUUGCAAAUUAUUGAUAAAAUCAGAAAUGUAUAUUAAACUAAACAGGAUUGAUUGUGAUGUAAAAACAUCUACAAACGUAUUUAUUACAAAAAACAAUAAUUAUGCACUAACCAUAUCAACUGUGUGUUAAUGAUUUGUUCUUGUAAUCCGGAUUAGAUUACAGAUGAAUGUGUGAAUGCGGAUUGUUUGAUGUGAUUCUGUGUGUCGGGACACAUUCGUAUGGAGGGUCCGUCUCUCAGGUUCAUAAUUAGUUUCUUGAAUCCCUGCCUUAUUAAAUAAAAGCUGCUGUGGGAUUCAGGACAGACUAAUUGAGCUAUGAAGGGCAUCUUUUUAAAGUAGCAAAAGCACAGCAGACCUGAGCUUCUGAAGAACAUUAAUGAGAAUCUCAAACCGUCUCGGGUUUCCCUUUUCACGUCAUUCAAUACCAAUGAAAAUUCUCUCAUUGAUGCUUUAAAGAGACCGUUCGGCCAAAAAUCUCAAUUCUGUCAUUUAUUUCUCAUGGUGUGAUUCAAAACUCAUUCGUCGGUGGAACACAAAAGAAAAUAUAUAGAAAUGUCUCUGUGGUUUUGUGUCAAUACAGUUGAAGUCAAUGGAGUCCA